Messenger RNA from Fusarium tjaetaba, 1152 nucleotides. RefSeq names its product zinc-containing protein. NCBI's taxonomy places the organism in Eukaryota, Fungi, Ascomycota, Sordariomycetes, Hypocreales, Nectriaceae. Bases 1 to 1152 code for a protein of 383 amino acids. Gene Ontology annotation, molecular function: zinc ion binding; oxidoreductase activity. The record is from RefSeq and is a predicted model, not a curated record. The transcript is spliced from 7 exons.
AUGGACUCCAUUCAAUCCACCAUCGCAAUUGUUUCUCUUGCCCCUCAAGAUGGCAAGAGGAAUUGGAAGCUUCAGCAACUCCAGCUACGAGAGCCUGAUGAAACUGAGGCUAUCGUGGAAAUGGUCGCUUCGGGAGUCUGCCAUACUGAUCUAGGCUGUGGAACCGACCCUGAUGGAACGCCAGGAUUUCCUGUUCCUCCCUACCCACGCGUUUUGGGUCAUGAAGGCGCUGGUUAUGUCCGGGCUGUUGGCUCAAAGGUCACCAAGGUCAAGCCUGGCGAUGCCGUUCUCCUCUCUUUUGCGUUCUGCAGGCAAUGCCACAACUGCAAAUUCGGCGCUCCUGGCUACUGUCACGAAUUCACGGCCCUCAACUUCUCAGGCUCUCAGGAGGCUUUUCAUAUUUCGAAGCCUGCCACUCAGAAAGUUGGGGGUUCUUUCUUUGGACAGUCGAGCUUUGCGAAGCUCACGCGUGUCCAAGAAACGUCUCUUGUGAAUGUCACCGACUUAAUUACACAUCCGGAAGAUUUGAAGUUGUUUGCACCUCUGGGUUGCGGUAUACAGACCGGCUCAGGCACUAUUACUGAACUAGCGGCUGCGAAACCAGAUGACAAGGUUGCCAUUAUGGGCUUGGGCGGCGUUGGUCUGGCGGCCAUUAUGGGUGCGAAACUAAGGGGCUGCAAAACCAUCAUCGGCAUCGAUCGGGUCCCUGCAAGAAUCGAGAUGGCAAAGCGACUCGGAGCAACCCAUGGCAUAGACACUUCAUCAAUCACCAAUCUUGGCGACGAGGUUCGCAAGAUCACAGAGGGAUCAGGUAGUACAAUCACUGUUGACGCAACUGGUGUAAUGCCCUUAAUCCAGCAAGGUCUUGAUUUCACCGCCAACCAGGGUAAGAUGGUUCUUCUCGGUGUUGCACCAAUGACAGCUGGGUUGGAGAUCUCGGUUGUUCCCUUCAUGGUUACGGGCAAGCAGCUUAUGGGUAGUAUGGAAGGCGGUGUGCUUCCUGAGGAUUACAUCCCUCGCAUGAUACGGUGGUUGCAGAAGGGCCAAUUUCCGAUAGAGCGUCUUAUCAAGUUUUAUCCAGUUGAGGAGUUUGAAAAGGCGAUUCAUGAUAUGGAGAACGGGUCUACGAUUAAACCUGUGUUGAUUUGGUAA